This is a messenger RNA of Asparagus officinalis (garden asparagus), 2991 nucleotides long. Its product is annotated as 5'-3' exoribonuclease 4-like. NCBI's taxonomy places the organism in Eukaryota, Viridiplantae, Streptophyta, Magnoliopsida, Asparagales, Asparagaceae. Gene Ontology annotation, biological process: nuclear-transcribed mRNA catabolic process. Gene Ontology annotation, cellular component: nucleus. The record is from RefSeq and is a predicted model, not a curated record. Gene Ontology annotation, molecular function: RNA binding; 5'-3' RNA exonuclease activity; zinc ion binding.
UUUCAAAAAUUUCUCAUUUUUCUUUCGUUUUUGUAGAGAGAGAGAGAGAGAGAGAGAGAGAGAGAUAUGGGGGUUCCGGCUUUCUACCGAUGGGUCGCCGAUCGCUACCCUCUCUCGAUCGCCGACGUGAUCGAGGACGAGCCCAUGGAGGUGGAUCGAGGCGUCGAUCUCACAAAACCUAACCCUAAUGGCGUCGAAUUCGAUAAUUUGUAUCUUGACAUGAACGGAAUCAUUCACCCCUGCUUUCAUCCCGAACGAAGGCCUUCACCUACCUCUUAUCAUGAAGUUUUCAAUUCUAUCUUUGGCUAUAUUGAUCAUAUAUUUGGGCUUGUUCGCCCCAGAAAGCUGCUGUACAUGGCAAUUGAUGGUGUAGCUCCCAGGGCUAAAAUGAAUCAGCAAAGAUCUCGGCGUUUCAGAGCUGCAAAAGAUGCAGCUGAAACAGCCGCAGAAGAGGAGAGACUGAGACAGGAGUUUGAGGCUGAAGGAAGAAAAACAUUUAAAGAGAAAUCUGAAACAUCCGACUCUAAUGUUAUUACUCCUGGGACUGAGUUCAUGGCUUCCCUCUCUGUUGCACUUCAAUAUUACAUACAUUUGAGAUUGAACCGGACUCCAGGAUGGCAGUCUACAAAGGUAGUCUUAUCUGAUUCAAAUGUUCCUGGCGAAGGAGAGCACAAAAUCAUGACCUACAUACGGCUGCAGCGUAAUCUUCGUGGUUUUAAUCCAAACACGCACCAUUGUCUAUAUGGAUUGGAUGCAGAUCUGAUAAUGCUCUCUCUUGCUACACAUGAAGUUUAUUUCUCAAUUUUAAGAGAGGUGGUUACAAUGCCAGGGCAACAGGAGAAAUGCUUUUCCUGUGGUCAAGUUGGACAUCUUGCAGCUGAAUGUAGUGGAUCCGAAGCAAAUGACAAGAUUUAUAUUCCCAUUCACAAGAAGAAAUAUCAGUUCCUGAACAUCUGGGUCUUGCGGGAGUACUUGGAGAAUGAUCUGGCCAUAUCAGAUCCUCCGUUUGAGAUAAACUUUGAACGUAUUGUGGAUGAUUUUGUUUUCAUGUGCUUCUUUGUGGGAAAUGACUUUUUACCACACAUGCCCACUCUUGAAAUCCGUGAGGGCGCAAUCAAUCUGCUCAUGUUUAUCUAUAGAAGGGAUUUCUCAGCGAUGGGCGGUUACCUCACUGAUGCUGGGGAGGUGUCUCUGGAGAGGGUCGAGCAUUUUAUUCAGUCAGUUGCAGUUUAUGAAGAACAAAUCUUUCAGAAGCGUACACGUAUUCAACGGGCUUAUGAGAAUAAUGAAGGACUGAAGCUUAAAAUGCAAAGGGAAAGUUCUGUAGAUGUUCCAUCUACACCUAUGACUGUGGACAAGGUAAAAUUAGGUGAACCUGGAUACAAAGAAAGGUAUUACAUCGAGAAAUUUGAAAUAGAAGAAUCAGAGUCAAUUGAUGACAUCAAGAAGGAUGUUGUUCAGAACUAUGUGGAAGGUCUCUGUUGGAUCAUGCGAUAUUACUACCAAGGUGUUUGCUCUUGGCAAUGGUUUUACCCUUAUCAUUAUGCCCCUUUUGCGUCUGAUCUCAAAGGUCUGGCAGACAUGGAGAUUACCUUUUUCCCAGGGCACCCAUUUAAACCUUUUGAUCAGCUAAUGGGCACAUUACCAGCUGCAAGCUCCAAUGCACUGCCUAAGCUGUAUGGGUCUUUGAUGACUGACCCAAAUUCACCUUUAAAAGAAUUUUAUCCAAAAGAUUUUAAAGUUGACAUGAAUGGCAAACGCUUUGCAUGGCAGGGUAUUGCAAAACUUCCUUUUAUUGAUGAAAGACUUCUGCUUUCUGAAACAAAGAAUCUUGAGGACACACUAACAGAAGAAGAAAAGUAUCGUAAUAGAAAAAUGUUUGAUAUCUUGUACGUUUACGAAAGACAUCCCCUAGCGGCACAAGUUGCUUCACUGUACCAUCUGUAUUCUCGGUCAUUGGAAGGACAAUCAUAUUGUAUUCAGAUCAAUCCAGCAUAUAGUGAUGGAAUGAAUGGGUUUCUAUGUUUAUGUGAAAGGAACAGUUACAAUACAUCAGUUUCUUUUCCACUUGAAAGGUGGAACACUGUUGAAAAUAACCGAGUUCUAAAUGCCACCUAUCUCAAUCCUAAGAAUCAUCAACACAUUCCAGAACCACCUGAAGGUGUGAUAAUGCCAGUGAAGGUUGUGAAACCUCAAGAUAUCAAGCCCUUCCCUGUAUUAUGGCAUGAAGAUAACCGGCGCCAUCAAUCUAGAGAAAGGCCACAGGUUUCCGGAGUUAUUACUGGCUCAAGGCUAGGAGCAGCAGCACAUCGUCUGGUCAUAAACUCUCUGCAAACCAACUUCAAUGGCAAUGCACGUUCAGAGCUCGCCAGCAGGAAUUACCCUCAAAUGAUUACCCGACCUAGGCCAGCUGGAUCUUUAGGAUAUGAAAGAGGCUUCAAGGAAUCUAAUAUUCGUCAUCAUUAUUCUGGUCCUAUACCCCGAGCUAUUUCAAACUUUAGGCCGGUUAAUUUCUUUAACGAAACACAUCUCGGCAGGCAGAACUUUAAUUAUCAAGAGCAGUACUAUAAUCUCAGGACAGGGAUGUCAAAUUUCUCAAUCGAAGAGGGAGCAAGCUUUCAGUCUUAUGCAAGAACACAAAAUUCUGGGCCUUUCUCAAAUCAGCAGCAAAAUGUCCACCGUCCCGGUCCUCCACCCUCACUACCUCCCACAAAUUGGAACGGUAGUGAACAACAAACCUCAUCCAGGGCAAUUUAUGAUAAGCAGCAGCAACAGCAGAUGAGCAAGGGACACCGAAUCAAAUCACAGGCCCCUGAAAAUUCGUCAGAUUUUGCAAGGCAGUAUUGAAUUCACAUCAGAUUUUUUUUCUCCCUUAUUGUGACGUUGCAUCAAAUGUAACUACAUUAUAUAGUGAUCAAAUGUGAUUAUAUUAUAUAGUGAUCAUGAAUUGAUGAUCAUUCUUGAAAUGUUAACAACAGGGUUCAAGGCUUA